Engraulis encrasicolus (European anchovy) is the source of this 4643-nucleotide messenger RNA. RefSeq names its product leucine-rich repeat-containing G-protein coupled receptor 6 (gene lgr6). The transcript has 18 exons. Gene Ontology annotation, molecular function: protein-hormone receptor activity; protein binding; G protein-coupled peptide receptor activity. The record is from RefSeq and is a predicted model, not a curated record. NCBI's taxonomy places the organism in Eukaryota, Metazoa, Chordata, Actinopteri, Clupeiformes, Engraulidae. Gene Ontology annotation, cellular component: plasma membrane. Bases 251 to 3304 code for a protein of 1017 amino acids. Gene Ontology annotation, biological process: activation of adenylate cyclase activity; hormone-mediated signaling pathway; adenylate cyclase-activating G protein-coupled receptor signaling pathway.
GUGUGUGAGAGAGGGGGCCAGUGGAAAUAGAUAGAAAGGAAAAAGGAGUGAGCGCACAAUAUUUGACUGACUGAGUCACUCAGGACAGUUGUAGAGUGAUCUGAAGAGUUCACAGAAACAGAAGAAAAAGAAGAAGAAGAUCCAACUCUAAAUACAUCUCCCCUGCAGUUGGCACUUGUUUUCAUUUUUCCUUUAAAAAAGAAAGAAAGAUUUUUUUCUUUCUCUCUCUCUCUUAGAAGUGUUGUUGGACAUGCAAACAAGAGGUGACAUGUUGACCAUGUUUUUUCUGAUGCUCCAGUUGGUCACUGACGGCUGUGGCAGUACCAGUGGCAGUGGCAGCAGUGGUAGCAGUACCAGUGGUGGGUCCAGGGCAGCGAUGGCGCGUGCUCCCUCCCAGGGUUCCCCUGUGCCCGCCGGUAGCGGCAGCGCCAAUCUGUGCCCCUUGGCAUGCCAAUGCCAGGAAGAUGGGAUUCUACUGAUAGUGGACUGCUCCGAGCUUGGACUAUCCAGCGUGCCCGCCAACUUCAGCCCGCUGACGUCUUACCUGGACUUGAGCAUGAACAACAUCAGUGAAAUCCAGCCCAACGCAUUCCAUAACCUUCACUUCCUCUCAGAACUGCGACUCUCUGGCAACCACCUGAGAUGGAUCCCAGGUCCCGUGUUCCAGGGCCUCUAUAACCUCAAAGUCCUGAUGUUGCAAAACAACCAGCUGGAGAAGCUACCUAGCGAGGAUCCUUGGGACCUACCCAACCUGCUGUCCUUGCGUCUAGAUGCCAACCUGAUAAGUGAGGUGCCACCCCAGGCAUUCUCCGGUCUGCGUUCACUGCGUCAUCUGUGGCUUGAUGACAACGCGUUGACGGAGAUCCCGGUGGCUGCCCUGGGCAACCUCAACUCUCUGCAGGCCAUGACACUGGCACUCAAUCGCAUCACACACAUCCCAGACAAUGCCUUCCGAAACCUCUCUAACCUCGUUGUGCUGCAUCUUCACAACAAUAUGAUCAAAACACUGGGGCAGAACUGCUUCGAGGGACUGUACAGCCUGGAGACUCUAGAGCUGAACUACAAUGAUUUACAAGAGUUCCCUGUGGCUAUUCGGACUCUGGCGAAACUUCAGGAACUGGGUUUCCACAACAACAACAUCAAGGCCAUUCCUGAGAGGGCCUUUGAGGGGAACCCGCUGCUCCAAACCAUAAACUUCUACGAGAAUCCAAUCCAGUUUGUGGGCAGGUCUGCUUUCCAGUUCCUACCAAAGCUACAUACACUGUCUCUCAAUGGAGCCACAGAAAUACAAGUAUUUCCUGACCUGAAAGGCACCACCAGUCUGGAAAUACUGGCCUUGACCCGGGCAGGCCUCACCACCCUCCCCCUGAGCCUCUGCCAACAGCUGCCCAACCUCAGAUCGCUUGAGCUGUCACACAAUCAAAUCGAAGAGCUCCCAAGCUUUUGCCACUGCCGAUCUCUCCAGGAAAUAGGCCUGCAGCACAAUCUGAUCCAGCAGAUCGAGGCCCACACAUUCCAGCAGCUCUCCUCCCUGCGCUCACUAGAUCUGAGCUGGAACAAGAUCGAGACAAUCCACCCAGAGGCCUUCUCCUCUUUGCACUCACUGGUCAAACUGGACCUGACAGAGAACCACCUGAGUGCGUUGCCCAUGGAGGGGCUGUCCAGCCUGACGCAUAUGAAGCUGAGGGGGAACGUGGCUCUAUCCAGCCUAUUCAGGAAGGAGGACUUCCCCAAGAUCAGGGUGAUUGAGAUGCCCUAUGCUUACCAGUGCUGUGUGUAUGGGGCCUGCAACAGCCACAAGUCCCUUAAUCAAUGGGAUGCGGAGCAGAUCAGUGAGAAUGACGACCUGCACAAGAGGACCGUCGCUCUCUUCCCCAUCCAUGCUGACAACAACUAUGACCCUGACAUGGAUGAAUUUCAAUUAGAAAUCGAAGAGUCCAAACUGCAAACCAGCAUCCAGUGCACACCACUCCCAGGCCCUUUCAAGCCGUGUGAGUAUAUGCUGGACAGCUGGGUGGUUCGUCUGGGCAUGUGGGUGAUAACUCUGAUCUCCCUGGUGGCCAACAGCCUGCUGAUCCUCAGCGUGUUUGCCUCGCCCACCUACCUCUCGCCCGUGAAGUUCGUCAUUGGCACAAUCGGUGGCGCCAACCUCUUGACAGGGCUGUGCACGGGCGCGCUGGCCGCCGUGGAUGUACUGACGUAUGGCAAGUUCGCGCAGCAUGGCGCACGCUGGGAGUCGGGCGCGGCGUGCCAGGCCACAGGCUUCACGUCGGUGCUGGCCUCCGAGGCGUCCAUCUUGUUCCUGACUCUGGCGGCUGUGCAGUGCAGUGUGUCAGUGUCGUGCGUGCGCGCCUAUGGCAAGUCCCCGUCCUUCAGCAGUGUGCGGUUGGCCGCAGUGGCAUGCGUGCUGCUCUCAGUGGCAGUGGCGGCGCUGCCCCUGGCCGGAGUGGGCGAGUAUGGCACGUCCCCGCUCUGCCUGCCAUCGCCGCUGCCCGAGGGGCGCCCAUCCACACUCGGCCUGAUGGUGGCGCUGGUCAUGAUGAAUUCGCUCUGUUUCCUGGUCAUUACGAGCACCUACAUCAAGUUGUACUGGGACCUGAUGAAGGGCGAGUUCAACAGCAUCUGGGACUGUGCAAUGAUCAAGCACGUGGCCUGGCUCAUCUUCACCAACUGCCUGCUGUACUGCCCUGUGGCCUUCCUGACCUUCUCCUCUCUGCUGGGUCUAUUCCCGGUGGCUGAAGAGGUCAUCAAGUCAGUGCUGCUGGUGGUGCUGCCUCUACCCGCUUGCCUCAACCCACUGCUCUACCUGCUUUUCAACCCGCACUUCCACGAGGACGCCCGCCUCUUCUGGAGCCGCGCCAAGGUGGCGCCACCACCCGAGGAGACCCUGGACUCUUUCGUCUCCAUGGAGACAGAGAAGAGCUCCUAUGACUCCACGCAGGCGCUGUUGUCUUUCAACACCAUUGCCAAGGUGGACAGCCUGUUUGAGACGUCGUCAUCAUUGUCAUUGUCAUCAUCCCCCGCCACUGUCGUCGUCACGCCUGCCAUGCUGACCAAGAGAGAGGUGGAGGACCGCUACCCGCCCUGGUCCCCUUCCGUGCCCCUAAUCCCGUGCCAACAGAAGGUGGUGAUGCCCGUGGGUGUGGGUCGGGAGUGUGGGGUUGGGGUGGCGUCGUCUAUGGCAUACCAUGGGUCAAGAGCCAACAAUAACAACGGACAAAACGUGGCGAUGACUAAUUGCAUGUCUUUCCCCGGUGUGGGAGUGUGUCAACCACCAGCAUCUCCCCUUGUGCCCCGUUUGUAAAUCAGCUAUCUGGCCAUCACAGACUUAUUAUAAGGACCAUUUCCAGACAGGGUGAAAGGAAGAGAAACAGAAGGAGGACAAACAAAAAAAAUACUGGAUACUGCAGUGAAUAAACUUUUAACGUUUUGGAAAAUUAUAUGAUGACUGUCUUGAUGAAUGAACAAAUUGAUUGUGUGUUUUUCUCAAGGGAGACAUCAACCAUUGUACUAUUUCACUGUCACAGGGAGUCAAGAUUAAUUUAUCUAUUCAGGAAGCUAUGUUCUAUGGCGACUGAUUUUCGGCACCUACUACACAAGAACUACACAAUAAUGGGUUUUGGUAAAAUUGGGAAAAAAUAAUAAAACAAGAGCAGAGCAGAUAGAUAUUUACAUGUAACCAAGCAACACUGUCCGUGUAUUUCUGAACUUAUGUCUUACAGAGGGAGUUAACAAGCCAUGGUUAUGGGAAUGGAUUAUUAAAUUCAGAUUUUCAUAUGUAGAUAUUAAACCAAAGUCACACUCAACUCGCCCCACACCACAAGGGGAAGGUGAAUGCCUUAAUAAUCUGAAGAUCUGAUAUAUUCAAUGCAUUUCGUCAUUGAUCAGUCUGCUCCACAUGUUAAUAUUUUCUUUCCUCUCUCUGAGGUGACAUCAGUUGAAGUCAGUAGAAAUUUUUAAAUGUUCAUUAUCUUUUUGUUGUUCCACAAAUGCUUUGCACAACCUGUUCUGCCUUGUAUAUUUUACUAUAUAGAAACUGCCCAACCGGAGUAUGAGGGCCUGCAUUUCAAGGGUUUAUCUAGAGAAAUUGUGACAAGACGAACUGUGACAUUUUAUGGGUUCAGAAUGUGUUUUUCAUUGAUAACAUGUCAAGAGAAAAAAAAGUUUACAUGUGUCAUAAAAAGGUUGAAAAGGGAAUUUACUAAAACAAUUCAAUUCCAGACGCUGAAUUGUAGCAAGUUAAGUUGAUUAACAUGUGUAUACCCGUACACCCACAUAGUUCUUCACAAUAACUGCACUGUAGUUGAAUAUGAAAGCAAUCCCUUGACUUGUAUAAUAUGUUAAGUAUGACAGUCUGCAGAAAGUUACAGGAUGCAUUUCCAUAUUUUUCCCAUGUGUUUUAGACUGAUAAGAGAGUGAAUGAGUAGUCAGGUUGGAUGGCCAUCCACAUAUGUGUAUAGUAGGCUAGCUGUUGUUUGUACAGUAUAACUACCUCUGAACUAGCAUGCUAUUACUUUCAUUGUACCCCAAGUGUGUUGAUUCCCUCUUUUUACACAAAUAUGUUAAAUUUAUAUAUAAUUUUAUAUUAAAAAAUGAAUACCAUAGUUUGUAAAACACAAUAUUUUGGAUGUACAUAUUUUCAU